AUGCUCUCCGAUUCGACGGUCACUCCUCUCCCAAGGAAUAUGUCGGCACGAAAAACCAAAGCCACAGCCGAAGAGAGAAGGAAACAAAAAGAAAAACGAGAUCUACAAGCGGCAAAGGAAUUGUCGCGAUUGGCUUCUCUCAAAUUGACAAAAAAGCAAAUAGAUAAAUUGAUCAAAACUGAGCCAAUCGACGAGGAGUACGAUGCCGCUGUGCAGCAGCCAUCGACUUCUGCUGCAUCUUUUUCAUUUCGACAAAUAAAACAAGAAGAUUCAUCUGAUGACGAUUCGAAGCCGUCGACCUCUGCAACAGCAGGAUCUCGCAAAAUCAAAAAGGAAGAUGGCCCAAAACAACUCGUUCGCUUCAAGACAGGGCAGCCUACAAAAAAUAAAGUAGUGAAGAAGGAAAUCGAAUUCGAUUCUGACACUAGUGACUCCUCCCCCGUAGAUUAUGACGUAGACUUCAAACCGGACUAUAAAACGAAAUACCGUCUGAAAUCUAUGAAGAAAUACAAAAAAAACAUCGAAGAAGGCAAGGCAUGCCGGGGAAGACCACCAGGUCGCAGCCGCAGUCUUACUGUGCGUAGUUCGACAAACUCGGCGGCAGGUCCAUCAACGUCUGAUGGGACCCCCAGGCAGAGGAAAGAAACACAGAAAAAGGCUCAGACUCCCAAGACGGUUUCCAGAAAGACUCCAAGAUUCAAUGGAGAUAAUGGAGCUCCGAAGCCGAUCAAAGUUGCCGAAAUUGCUCCAUCUCCUCCCAAAAAAAAAGGAAGACUGCCAAGUGGUCCGACUGUCCACCGUCCUCAAAAUUCAGAUGACUCGGCAGGUCCUCGAAAUUCCAACCAUGGAGAGUCGAAGCGGAUGGAAGAUGCCAAAAUUGAUCCAUCUCAACUCAAAAAAAGAGGAAGACUCCCAAAAGAUGCUGAGCCCAAACCGAUGGAAGAUGCCAAAGCUCCUCCAAAACGACCGGGAAGACCACCGAAAAGUUCCCAAUGUUCUUCAAACGGUCCAGGUCCAAGUUCUUCAGAAAAUCCUGCACGUUCCACGCAAAGACGAGGAAGGCUACCAAGGAACCAGAGAGUCCGUCUCUCACCAAGUUUUGAUGACUCUGCAGAUUCUGGAGACGUGACAAGACGUCCUGUGACAGAGAGACAGAUAGACAAUGAUGUCGCUGGUCCGUCAGACAACUUUGCUCGUUCAACACCAAGACGAGCAACAGCUCGCAGAUCUCAGAGUUCAAAAAGCUCUGCAGAUUGUGCAGACGAUAAACCAUCAACAUCAGAUGGACAGAUGGACAUGACUGGCUCAUCUGGCAGCAUCCCUGCUCCGUCAAUCGUGAAAAAAAAAAAGAAGGCAUCGAAGCGAAGAUGCGACGUUUUGCUCCUUUUGGAUGCCUUGCCACCAUAUAUGCUGGAUGACUGCUUGGCAGAGCUCAUAAUAAUGGAGACGGAGGAAGAAAAAGAAGAACUGCUGAUGAAGAAGAAGAAGAAUGUCAAGCAACCCCACCCAAUUUUAAAUUGUAAGGAGGAGCAGAUGAAUGGAAACCAGCAAGACUUUGAGGAUUCUGAUCAGCCUCCGAGUCUAACCCCAAUGGACUCGUUUGAGCUCGAUAUCCCGGAGCCGUCUUCUUCAUUGAGCUCCACGGGAAACGCUCCACAGCUUUCUGCAUUCUUCCAUGUUCGGGAUCCAUCUGGAAAUGGAAACCUCAAUUUGGAAGAUCAUCAAGCUGUUGAAGAGGAAGACCCUGAUUGGGCGGCGGGUCGGGCUCGAACCAUUGCUAAUCAGGAACGCAUUCGGCAGAGAAAAGCGGAAAGAGCGAGGCGAGAGAUGGAAGAAAUGGAGAGACGUGAGAGAGAGGAUGUUGAUGAAACUCUGCCGUCAUGUUCGGAGGAGCCACAGUUUGACCCAGCGAGCCCUGAAGAAGAAAUGAUGGAAAGAGUACCUCCGUCCACUUCAAGCUCUUCUUCGUUGGCUCUUGUUCUCCAGGCGCCCUCAGAAUCUUCCCACCAGGAUGAAGGAGAAGAAUCUGAUGGAGCGGAAACGCUACAUUUUGAUGAUUUUGAAGAUGAGGACGAUGACGAGCAGCCAAUACGCAAUGUUCGAAGCGUGGUGGAACAAACAACUCAAAUGAUAAGAAAUAUUGAGAUCUCAGAGAGGGAGAGAGAACGCUAUGCUCCAAUUGACGUGAUCCAAUAUGAAGAGGAAGAAGAAUUUGUAGAUCCCGGAAUCGAUCAUGAAGAAGACAUGAUGGAAGGAGAAGAUCCUGAGGAAGGGCAUGCUGAUACGCCAAGCGCUUCAUCCCAUUCAGAGUUCACUCCAACUUCUCAUCAAUCAUCAGCUCAACAGAACGGUACGACUGAAAUUCACAUGAGCCAUCAGGAAGAAGAGGAGCAAGAUGAUGAGAGAGAUGCAGAUUCCGAGGAAGAGCAUGACAAUCAGUCUGAUGAAACUACGUUGAGCGCAUUCAAUUCAGAGUUUACUCCAGCUGCUCACCAGUCUCCGGCUCAAAAGAUCAACCUGGAUGGUAUUGAAAUGAGCUAUCAGGCGGUUGAAAUGGAGCAAAAGCAGCAUGAUGAGAGUGAUGAAGCUGGAGGGGCUCAAACGUCGGAAGCAGAUCGGUCAAGCUUAGAUCCUCUGACGGCUCCAAUUGAUAAUCCAGCCUAUUCAGUGAUUGGUCUGUCAGACCCUAAAUCUCCAGCUCAACAGAAUCACCUGACUGAUAUUGACAUGGACAACCAGGAGGAUGAGAUGGAUCAGGAGAAGAAGAGUGUCCCAGAAUCUGACUCAACUAGCUCGCCGGUCAUCAAAACACCAACUUCCUCUGACUCCUCAGUUCAACAAAUGCUCGAUGAAGCAACUGAGGUGAUGGAAGGUGCCGAGAAAGGAGCUGAUAGUCUAAUGAAUCUUGGUAAGGAGCAUGUUGAUGAGAGAGAAGAAAGCUUUGAACCUCUAACGGGUACAAUUGCAGAUCCACUCGUACUAUUGCUCAAUCUGCCGGAAAGCUGCACAACCAUGGUCGAGGAAGUCGAUCCGUCGAUUCCACAUUGUUCAACACCUCCCAUUGCUGAUUCAGUUCCAGAACUCGAACAGGACUCGACUCUUAUGAGCCAAGAAGCUGAUGGAACAAGUGCCGAUAAGCAUGUUACUGGUGACAUGGCCUGCGACCAAGUGCUGGAUGUAGAAGAGGCUCAAGUCGUGGCAGAACUAAUGGAGCAAGAUAAAGAGCACAGAGAAGAGAGUUCUCCAGAAAAUUAUCAAGAAGAGACGUUGUCUUCUCCACAAAGUCAUAUCAACCCUCCAGCUCAAACUUCCUCGGAUGAUGAUGUCAUUGAUAACUCAAUUGUUCAGGUUGAAGAGCCAUCUACUUCUCCAUUCGAACAAGACUGUGCUGUUAUGAAUCAAGAAAGUGGCAAUAAUGCUUCAAUAGAUAAAGAUCAAGAUAUGGAUGAGCCUCCAGUCAUCAUAGAAGCAAUGGAAGAAGAUAGGGAUCACAAAGGUGAUAGUGCUUCUGAAAGCAAUCAAGAGACUCCAGAAAAUGUUCCGAUGCAAGAUGUUACUUCUGAUCUCGGCGACGAUGAAAUGAUAAAUGACCAAGUGAUGAAUGAAGAAGUGAUUAAGGAGUCUCCAGUCAUCGCAGAAGAUAUGGAUCGACAGCAUGUAGAUGAGAGCAAUCCAGCCCAAUCUGCUUCAACCGACAAAGUCAUUGAGGAACCAUGUGUUCAGGAACUGACAAAAUCUUCUACAAUAGCUGAUUCUGUUGAACCAAUACACGACAGUGACUCUGGUCCUGAAUGCCCAGAAACAAUGGCACCCAAUGGACAUAAUGGAGAAGAGAGCUCUCCGAACACUAUUCGAGAACCAGAUGUUUACGAACCGUCAACAUCUUCCACAGUCAACGAUGUGCUGGAUGAAGAGGUGCUGGAGCCAGAGGUUGUUGAGCAUCCAGUCGUUGUUGAAGAUAUGGAGCCCAAUAGAGAGCAACAUAUGCCACCAAUCCCUCCACAAAUUACACCUCUAAACGUAUCAAGGGAAAAAAGAGAUUCAAUCCUCAAGGAGUUAUUAGAAGAAAUGAAACAGAGAAAAGAUAUACUGAAGAAACUCGCGGAGACAAGAGAAGGAAGUUGUCAGGAAAAUGCGACACCUUCGAGGUCAUCUGGAAUUGCUCCAGAAAACUGUUCUUCACAGUCUGGGGGAUCUUCUUCCUCCAGCUCUGUGAUGAGCCUUCAAGAUCGUGAAUCGCAAUCAUCGAUGGAAGCAGAAUCCGAGAAAAUGGAAGUUCUUGAAGCUGGUGGAGAGAAAGCUGACAAUGAGAACGAUGAAAAGGUCGUCCUGCCAGAAGAAGAAGUUCCAGUUCAGAUUCUUCUAGGAGAUGCUCCAGAACACUCAAUGACCCCGAUACCAGUUCUCCAGCAAAGCCUUGCUCCAGAACUACCGAUGGGAUCUGUAGCAGUAGAGGAAAUUGAAGUUUUGAAAACUGAUGUAGCAGUAGCUAGAGGAUCUUCCUCUGAGAUGAUCCUUCAAGAGCCCAUUCAUCUCUCAGCGCCAAUUCUUGUUUCUGCAGCAGAGUUGAUGGAAGUUGUAGAAACUGAGGAACCAGAAGAUGCUUCUGAAAAUCCACCAAUUCAUUCACCGAUCUACAUUCAAGACCUUGCUCUAUCAAUGGAAGCGGCUGAAAAGGAAAUGGAAGUUGUAGAAGCUGAUGGAGGGAAAGCUGACAAUGAGCCUGAUGAUGAAGACGAUGAGCGUGAUCCAGAAGCUUCACCUCGAAUUUUUCAAGCAGAUGCUCCAGAAGACCCUAUGACCCCAACAGCAAUCCUCCAUCAAGUACUUGCUCCAGAACUACCGAUGAGAUCUGCAGCAGCAGAGGAAAUUGAAUUUGUAAAAACUGAUGAAGCAGAAGCUGCCGGAUCUUCCUCUGAUAUGAACCUUCAAGAGCCCAUUAAUCUCUUAGCACUCGCUUCUGGUUCUGCAGCAGAGUUGAUGGAAGUUGUGGAAACUGAGGUAGCUGACUAUCAGCCUAAUAAGGAAGUCGUGGAACAAGAACCAGAAGCUUCACAUCCGACUUCUCCAGAAGAUGAUUCUGAAAAUCCACGGAUUCCAACACCGAUCCCUAUUCAAGACUACGCUCUACAACUGUCGAUGGGACCGGCAGCAGAAGAGGUGAUGGUAGCUGAUGGAGAAGAAGCUGGAGGAUCUCCCUCCUUGAGCGCUGUGGAACAUCUUCAAGAACUCAUCCAUCGCUCAGAGACAGUUCCUCUUGAACAUCCUGUGGAGGAGUCGCCAGCAGAAGAAAUGGAAGUUCCAAAAGCUUGUGGUAAAGAGGAUCCCAACGAGGAAGACUUGGUGCCAGACGAAGACGCCCCACUUGAGAUUCUCCAAGGAGUUGCUCCAGGACCAGUCCCCGAUCAAUACCUUGCUCCACAAUCAUUGGAAGCUGAUGGAAAAGAAGCUGCCGGAUCUUCCUCUUCAAGCUUUAUGGAAGAUCUUCUCGAGACUCCAAAUAUCUCAGUGUCAACUUCCCGUUCUCCUGCCGCACAAUCUACUGCACCAGAUGCUCCAGAAGACUCGGGGACCACAGCGCCUCGAGAUUCAGAAGAAAUAAUUGAGGCAGCAGAAGAGGAAAUGGAUGUUGAUAAUGUUGAUGCUGAAGAGGAGCCCAAUGAGGAAGUUGUACUGGAAGAACCAAAAGCUCAACCUCAGGUUCAUCCAGAAGAUGCUCCUGAAAAACCACCGAUGCCAGAGCCAGUUCUCCAAGAAGAUUGUGUUUCACAACCAGCAGAACCGGAGAAAAUGGAAGUUUUGGAGACUAAUAGAAAAGAAUCUGAGAACGGUGCUAUUCAGGAAAUCGUGUUGGAAGAAGCUUUUGAAACACCGCCAAUCCCAAAGCCGUUUGAAUCUGCUACAGGAGAAAUGGAAACUGUGAAAUCUAAUGGGGAAGCAGGCGACUGCUCUUCUUCAUCCAGCUGCAUCGAAGAUCUUCUCGAGUCUCCGAUUUCACCAGCGUCAACUCCUCUUUCUUCUACUGGACCAGCUACAGCACCAGCGGAAGAAAUGGAAAUUGUGGAAGACCAGACUUCUCCGAAAGAUGCUCCAGAAGACCCAACAACAACUGCGCCAGUUCGACAUCAAGAUUCAGAAGAAAUGAUUGAAGCAGCAGAAGAGCCAAUGAGAGUUGUGGAAGCUGCUGAACAUCAUGAGAGUUCUUCUUCCUCCUGGAGAUCAGCGGAAGAUCUUCAAGAGCCGUCGCCUAUCCUAGCUCUAGAGCCGCAUUCUGUAACUCAACAAGCUGAAGGACUAGCAGAAGAAAUGGAAAUUAUGGAUAAAGAUGAAGAGCAAGAACCAGAAACUACACCUCAGAUUUCUCAAGAUGCUCCUGAAAGCCCACCGAUUUCUACACCCGAAGUGAUGGAAGCUGAGAAAGCAGAUGGAGAAGAAGAUGAUCAAGGCCAUCAUGAGGAUUCUUCUUCCUUUUCAAAAUCUUUGGAAGAUCAUCAAGAGACUUCGCCUCGUGCUGAAGAUGUUAUUCCACCAAAGAAAAUGGAAGCUGUAGAAGCUGAUGGUGAAGAGGAGCCCAAUAAGGAAGUCGUACAGAAAGAACCAUCACAACCAUGGACAGAAGCUGCAGAAGACGAAAUAAAAGUUCAAGAAGCUGAUGAUGAAAAAGGUCACUGCUCUUCCUCUUCCAGUUCCAUGAAAGAUCCUCUAGAUCCUCCGAUUGCUCCAGCAUCGCUUUCCCGUUCUCCAGCUGAACAAGCUGCCGGAAAUAUGGAAACUGUGGAAGAUGAUGAAAUCGUGCUACAAAAAUCAGAAGCUUCGCCGCAUACUCCUUCAGAAACUUCUUCUGAAUCCACAACGACCCCAGUUGUGGAAGCUGGAGAACAUCAUGAUUACUCUUCUUCCUCUUCAAGAUCUGUGGAAGAUCUUCAAGAGCCUUCGUCUAUUCUAAAAGAAGGACAGAAGAUAAUCGUGGAUGCUCAAGAACAUGUUGUUGAUCCAUCUCCGAACUCAUCAACACAAAUCCUCCAUGAAGAUCAUGAAGCGCCUGGUCCAGAAGUCGUGAAUCAAAACGAAGCUAUAUCUCAGAUUUCAUCGGAAGAUAAUCCAGAAACCCCACCAACUCCAACAGGAGUCCCUCCACAAGAUCAUGCUUCACAACCAUCGGUGGAAGCAGCAGAAGCAGAAGAGGAAACGGAAGCUGAUGGAAAAGAAACUGGCGGAUCUUCAUCUUCCAGUUCUAUGGAAAGUAUUCAAAAGCCUCCGCAUAUCCCAGAACCAGCUCCCCGUUCUCCUGAUGAGGAAGUUAUAGCACCAGAACAAAUGAAAGUUCUGGAAGCUGAUGGAGGAGAGGUGCCCAAUGAGGAAGUCGAACGGAAAGAAUCAGAAGUUUCCCCUCAGGAUCAUCCGAAAGACGCUCCAGAAGGCCCACCGACCCCAACAUCAACUGGAGAAGGUGAUGCAUGUCAAGAACACCAUGAUUGUUCUUCUUCUUCUUCAAGGUCUGUGGAUGAGCUUAUGGAUAUCCUAGCACAAGCGCCCGGUUCUCUAGUUCAACAAGCUGAAGCCGAUGGAGAAGAAGAUGAGCCUCAUGAGGAAGUCGUUGCUGAACAAGAAGAGAUUGAAGGUGAAGCAGCAGUGGAAGAAGAAUUGGAGAAGAAUGACGUUGUGGAAGCCGGUGCUCAGCUGAAUGUCGAGCAAGAAGCGGACAAUGAAGCUGGAAGAGCGGUAGAAGAAGGCCACGAGAUGAUCGUUGAAGCUGAUGACGUGGGUGUUCCUUCUGAGAAUGUUAUUGCUCCAUCUCCGAGCUCCCCGGAAUGUGAUCCACCCUCAGCCCAACGCGCUCUACAAUUCCAAGCAGAGAUCAUGAGGACACUGCAAGGUGAAGCCCCGUCUCGAAGCUCUCUGGAAAAUGAUCCAGAACCUUCACCAACCAUGCAACAAUAUCCCAACGCUUCUCGUGUCAGACAAGCCCUACUAGACGCAGCAACUAAAAUAGAAGUUGAGGUAGAGGAAAGGAAUGCUCAGAACGGUGUUCAAGUUGAAAAGAUGAUGGUAGAAAAUCUAGAAGAACUUCCCCAAGACAAUGGACUUGAAGAUAUUGAGCCUCCGAGCAUCCCGGAAAGUUCCUCGACAUAUCCAACUACUCCAUCACCGUCCAUGGAAGCUGAUGACUCAGAGGAGGAACUCUUCCCCGACCCAACUGAACCUUUCGAUGAGGAUAAUCCAGACGAAGUUCUAGAUUCCUCUUCUCCGGAGCUUCCCGAAACAAAAGAGUCUAUGUCGAAAAGUGUUAAAAAGCAGUCUGAUGGUCAUGAUGGACCCUGGUAUCAAAUGACCGCCCGCAGGCGUCUAGGCAGACCUCGAGGUUAUUUGGGAGUGUAUCCAGAACGUCGCCCACCCCGGGAUGCAGUUCAAAUUCUGACUACAUAUAAGAGAAAGAUGGAAGAAACAGACGACGAGGGUCCCAGCACAUCAUGUCAUCGUCCAAUCAAGCAGGAACUUUUCGAGGAGGAUCCGAACCCCGCGACUCCGAAAAGUCAGCGUGGUAAAACUACGAGCCGUGGACGUCGUGAAUCAGAGGAAGCGGAUCCCCCAUAUUCACCAGGUGGCUCUCAGUCCAAAGGCGCUCCAUCGCAUCCGCCUGAGCUCUUUCAUGAGCCACCUUCGUGGAAUCUUAGACCUCGUCGAGUUAGAGGGGAAGAUGGUCCAGGCACCUCUGGAACUUCAAACUUGAGCCACCUACUAUCAAUUUCCGCUCCUUUCAGUGCUCGUGCUAUCAAACAAGAACUUGACGAGAUGGUGGACCCUUCUAUUCCUACCAAUCAAACGAAAAGUCGACGUGGUCAAAAUGGAGUAGGUGGUCAAAGCCGGAAAAGACAAAGAAGCGACCAACGGGAUUCUGCGCCAAGACAUCUCCCACCUACCCCAUCUGCUCCAAUGUCAUCUCAUCAGCUUGAUCAGCAGCCGUCUUCCAGCACUUCUGCUCCUGGUCAUGCUCCGACACCUGCUGUCCCGCAGAGCCAUGCUGCUCCAGGUCAACCAAGCUCAUCUGUUCCAGCAAUAAAGCAGGAGCUUGACGAGGUGGUGGACGAUGGUCAAACUACGAGUCGAAAAAGACAACGAGCCAACCAAGAGGAUUCCGCCCUGAUAAAUCUUCCACCUACUCCAUCUGCUUCAAUCCCAUCAAAUCAUCAUCAUAUCCCAGAUCGUCAACUUGCUCCGACACCUGCUCUCCCGCAGAACCCUCUUGCUCCAGCUCCGUCACAUCACACACCGCCAUCAAGCAGACGUCGUUCAGACAGAGAGGAGACGGAUGGUCCAAGCACAUCAGCUCUCCCACAAAACCCAGCUGCCCACUUGGCUCCAAGUUCAGCUCCUUCUCUUUCACCUCAAGAUCCAUUAGCAUCGCCUCAUCAUCCUGAACACAAUCAGCAGUCGCCUUUAAGAGCCCUUACAACUCCAGCUCCUUCAUCAGUUUCUACUCCUCGCACACCGCAAUCGCCCUACCAACAUUCUCCAGCUGCUCCGAUAAUUGCUCUCCUACAGAACAAAUAUGUUUAUCGGGCUCCAGUUCCUUCGCAUCACUCUACUUCUCUUCAAGCCGGAUACCUUCAUGCACCAGAUCAUUCACCUCUUUCCCAACACAUCCCAGUUGGCAAUUUUGCACCUUCUUCACACCACAGUGCUGCCUCACAUCACCAGCAGCCUCAGGAUUCCGCGCCAGGUGGAUCUCGUGCUCAUGCUGCACCGAGAAACCUCCGAGCUACUCCAUCUGCUCCAAUUCCAUCGAAUCAUCAUCAGCACAAUCAGCAGCCGUCUUCCCGAAAUCAUCGACCUCUUCAAGCCGGACCCCCUCCUUCUUCAGCUCCUGCACCUUUUCCCCAACUCUCUCCAGCUCCUCCGAUAGCAGCCUUCCCACAGAGCCCGUUUGCUCACCAUGCUUCAGCUCUUCCGCCUUCUUCACAGCACAGUGCUUCUCUUCAACCCGGACCAAGCCAUAUUCCAGCACCUCUUCCUCAACACGCUCCGACACCUGGUCUCCCAUAUAGCCCAGUUCCUCAUCUCUCUCCAGGUCAGCUGAGUUCAGCUCCUUCCACUUCUCAGCAGAACUUUGCCCCACAUCCCCAGCCGUCUUCAAGCAAUGUCACAUCUCGUCAAGCCGGAAUCCCCAAUGCCCAACUUAUCCCGGUUGCUCACUAUAGUCCGCUAGUUGCUUUCCCACAGAGCCCACUCGUUCAAGCUCCAUCUCCUUCCCCGAGUCCGCAGGCUCCACAUUAUAGUCCGCAUGGUCUAUAUCAUGGUCAAGUCAUGUCUCCUCACCCUAAUGGUCCUCACCAAGCUCUUUCCCCGUUAGUAGGACCAAUACUGGCACCUCGUACUCCACGUACACCGCAUUCGCCCUACGCUCAUCCCAACCGGUCUCCAGCCAUCAAUGUAGCUCCGAUACCUUCACCAAAUGUUGCUCGUCCACCACUUCCAAUGUGUGAUGAGACUCGAAUGGUUCGAGAUAGGAUCAUGAGAGAGGAGCAGAUUGCUCAGAACGCGGCACCUCCAGUUGGCAACCCUCAAGAACGGCGUCCGUCAGCAACGGAUGAGCUGCUGGAUUGGUAUAUCACAGAUGAGCGCUUACGCGAAGCCCGAACUGAAGCAGAUAAUGUCAUCGCAAAUCGUAUCAAUGCGUUGUCAAUGUUUGAAGGUUAG
Caenorhabditis remanei is the source of this 10698-nucleotide messenger RNA. RefSeq lists its product as uncharacterized. The record is from RefSeq and is a predicted model, not a curated record. The coding region runs from base 1 to 10698 and encodes 3565 amino acids. The transcript has 33 exons. NCBI's taxonomy places the organism in Eukaryota, Metazoa, Nematoda, Chromadorea, Rhabditida, Rhabditidae.